Pygocentrus nattereri (red-bellied piranha) is the source of this 1813-nucleotide messenger RNA. It is a transcript of the gene nkx3.3, whose product is annotated as NK3 homeobox 3. Gene Ontology annotation, cellular component: nucleus. The coding region runs from base 206 to 964 and encodes 252 amino acids. Gene Ontology annotation, biological process: regulation of transcription by RNA polymerase II; cell differentiation. Lineage: Eukaryota; Metazoa; Chordata; Actinopteri; Characiformes; Serrasalmidae. The record is from RefSeq and is a predicted model, not a curated record. Gene Ontology annotation, molecular function: RNA polymerase II cis-regulatory region sequence-specific DNA binding; DNA-binding transcription factor activity, RNA polymerase II-specific. The transcript has 2 exons.
UUUUCUGACACAUCGCUUCUUGAUUGGGCUCCGAGGCGUCUCAGCACAAUUAAACCCACUUUCCAGCGGGAGACCAUCCGUCCGUCCUCCCAGCUCAGGACGAGCUGAGCCCUUUCCACACAUAUCCGGAGAGAUCACCGUCCAGCGUCUCACAGCGCGGGGCAUUUUGAAGGCGGUGGACAUUUCUGUGAAGUAGAUGGUGUAAAUGGCGAGCUGCCGCGCCUCAUUCUCCAUUCACAACAUCUUAAGUGCAGAGCUCGAUUCUCCGAGGGGUCUUCAGCUGUCCCGGGAGUACACUGCCGACGACAUCUCCAGUCCCGAGCUCCUGGGGAAGGCAGGCGGAAUGAGCUGUGCUCAGGACAGGAAUGAGGAGGAAAGCAGGAAUAGCAGGAUUGUCCCCUGCCUGCUUGAUGCUGAUACAUCAUCUGACCGACAGUCCUAUGAAGAGGAAUCUAUAGGAGAAGAGUGCUCGCGUGCAGACAGCCAGCAGGAGCUCGAGCUUCGCCUGCCGGACACUGACGGAGAGAAAGUGGACAGCUGUAAUUUCUCGCCUCACCCUCCUAAAUCGGGCAAGAAAAGGUCUCGAGCCGCCUUCUCGCACGCGCAGGUCUGCGAGCUGGAGCGGCGCUUUCACGUGCAGCGCUACCUGUCCGGGCCCGAGCGCGCGGAUCUAGCAGGGGCCCUCAAACUGACCGAGACGCAGGUGAAGAUCUGGUUCCAGAACAGGAGGUACAAAACCAAGCGGCGGCAAAUGGCAGCCGAGCUGGCGGCGACCUCCACGGGCGCGCUGGCCAAGAGAGUGGCUGUGAGAGUGCUGGUGAAGGACGACCAGAGGCAGUACAGAGCCGAGGACCUGCACUCCCCGCACGCGCUGCCCUUCUACCAGUCCUACCAGUACUGCCCUUACAUGUACUGCAUCCAGCCCUGGCCGUCCAGCAGAUCCCUGAACGGGGGGCUAUACUGACAGCGCCAGCUCAGUGACACUGACUGCCAGACAGUCUUUCAUUAGGCCUACUGCAGUAGACACAGCGCGGUGUGGGGCAGUGUGUCCACUUGUGUGUGCUGAACCGUCGGGAAUAUCUAAAAGAAACACUCGCCUUGGGCCAUGACUUUUAUUCUGAAAAAAACACUAAAAAUUCAAUCUAACCGUAUUUCAGAGAUACAAGUAAGUGCCUAAACUCUUUCUUUGGUACGAGUAAUUGUUGUGAUAGCACGUAGGCCCUCUGAUUUAUUUCUGGUGUGAACGCGUUAAAGGUGCUCUGUCAUGUCAAACGGUUUGAACUGCACACUGCACACUGACGGAGAGACCACUGGGUCAAACUUGGCUUUGAAGCACUGACCAAUAAAUUAAAGGAGAAAGUCAAUGUCAAAUGUGACUCUGCAAGAUUUAAAUAUGAGAAUCGUGUAUUUUUUAUUUUAUUUUUUAUUUUUUGCAAAUGUUCAUUUGAAGCGAACUUUUGGGUGAGAAUGGUCAAAUAAAUUGUGGACGAUGCUGAUUCUAGAAAAGUGCAGCGUUUUGGAAUAACCACAAGAUAUAGGCUCGCAAGGACGUUAUAAAAGCUCAGUGGCUGUGGAUUAACACUUUUAAAAUGGUUUCGUCUGAAGUGUUUGUUGUGCCACCGCCAACGGCUGAAGCAUAAAUGAAUCCAGUCAGAGUAAUAACCCACUCAUCCAUUAACGCGAAGAUGUUGUUAGCAUUAAAAUAAUAAUUGCCAUAAUUUGAUAUGAGCGGUUACAAAUGACAGUGAAAACGAAGCUCAUACUAACUCUUUUUAGUUUGCUUCAUAGUUUAAAUACCGUAUGUAACUGAAAC